AUGGUGCGCGAGGAUUUCCCGGAUUUAAGACAUCUGGCGCAGCAAGCAUCCGUUGCAUUUGUUAAUACCUUACCAAAUAUCGACAUCGCACGACCUAUUUCCAGUAAAAUUGUUUUCAUUGGAGGUAUUGCUAAGAAGCAAGUAACAGUUUUGGAAAAGCGAUUUAUGAAUUUAUAUGAAAACGCACGUAAAGGUGUGGUGGUGUUUUCACUUGGAUCACUUGUUGAUACGAUUAAAAUGCCAGAACAAAUGAAAACCGACGUGUUACUGGCAUUCUCUCGCUUUCCGGACUAUAAUUUCAUUGUUAAAUUAACAAUAAGCGACGAAGAACGAAAGAAAUUUGCUUCAACUUACCCCAAUGUGCACUUCUUCGAUUGGAUUGAUCAGGUCAAUCUUCUCCACCAUCCAAAAACGAAAGCUUUCAUAACACAUGCUGGCUUGAAUAGCCUCACGGAAGCAGCAUUUGCUGGAACACCACUCAUUUGCGUACCGAUGUUCGCUGACCAGCAUUACAAUACAGCUAUUUCGCUGAGAAAAAAAACCGGUGUUUAUCUGAACAAAAAGCACAUCAACCUGGAAACUGUGACAGAUGCGCUUCAAAAAGUACUCAGUGAUCCGAGUUACUCAGAAGCAGCUAAGCAGCUCCAGCAACAGCUGCUCCAUUAUCCGCAUAACAUUACGCAGCUCUUCCUGGACUGGAUCCAAUAUGCAGCCGAAUUUGGCAGAUCGCUUGAUUCCAACUUGUACGGAGCUAAUCUCAGCACAAUUGCCUAUUUUUCAAUUGACGUCAUCGCAUUUAUUUUAUUUUCAUUCUGCUUUUAA
Gongylonema pulchrum is the source of this 822-nucleotide messenger RNA. Lineage: Eukaryota; Metazoa; Nematoda; Chromadorea; Rhabditida; Gongylonematidae. The record is from the annotation of a GenBank genome assembly.